Messenger RNA from Amyelois transitella, 5262 nucleotides. It is a transcript of the gene Stt3B, whose product is annotated as dolichyl-diphosphooligosaccharide--protein glycosyltransferase subunit STT3B. Gene Ontology annotation, cellular component: membrane. The coding region runs from base 138 to 2399 and encodes 753 amino acids. The transcript is spliced from 15 exons. Lineage: Eukaryota; Metazoa; Arthropoda; Insecta; Lepidoptera; Pyralidae. Gene Ontology annotation, biological process: post-translational protein modification. Gene Ontology annotation, molecular function: dolichyl-diphosphooligosaccharide-protein glycotransferase activity. The record is from RefSeq and is a predicted model, not a curated record.
ACAAAUUAUAAGAGAGACGUGUCCGUCAGUCUUCGUAUCAAAGUAAAUUUUUCUGAAAUCGAAUUGUUGAAAUUAAUAUAUGAAAAUAGAGUUGUUGUGAAUUAUUGAAAUAUUUCUUAGCAUUAGUGGGAAGCACAAUGCCGCCCAGUGUUGCAGCGAAGCCCAAUAAUGUCCCUAAUAAAGGAAUAUUUAAUAAUACGGCCGGCUUCAGCACUCUUAUUACUGUUACGGUUUUGUCGCUGGCUUGGUUGGCCGGUUUCGCAUCCCGGCUCUUCGCUGUAAUUCGUUUUGAAAGUAUAAUUCAUGAGUUUGAUCCAUGGUUCAACUAUCGUUCUACAGCUUAUAUGGUAGAGCAUGGGUUUUAUAACUUUUUGAAUUGGUUCGAUGAGCGGGCCUGGUAUCCGCUGGGUCGUAUAGUUGGCGGUACUGUGUAUCCUGGUCUUAUGAUCACUUCAGGAACAAUUCAUUGGAUAUUGCACACAUUAAAUAUUCCUAUACAUAUAAGAGAUAUUUGUGUAUUCCUUGCCCCGGUUUUCAGUGGUCUUACUGCCAUAGCAACAUACUUGUUAACCUCGGAGCUAUGGUCUCGUGGAGCUGGUCUUUUUGCAGCAUGCUUCAUAGCAAUAAUCCCUGGGUACAGCAGUAGAUCAGUAGCAGGCAGUUAUGACAACGAGGGUAUUGCUAUCUUUGCCCUGCAGUUCACUUAUUAUCUGUGGUUGAAAAGUGUGAAGUCCGGGUCUGUGUUUUGGUCUAUAUGCACUGCCCUAUCUUACUUUUAUAUGGUGUCGGCAUGGGGUGGCUACGUUUUCAUCAUAAAUUUGAUUCCCCUGCAUGUAUUCGCUCUGCUGGUCAUGGGACGUUUCUCCCAGAGAGUGUUCGUUAGCUACAGCGUGUUCUAUAUUGUGGGCCUCUUGCUCUCAAUGCAGAUCCCGUUUGUUGGUUUUCAACCAAUAAGGACCAGUGAGCAUAUGGCCGCAUCAGGGGUAUUCGCUCUGCUGAUGGCGAUCGGCGCGCUCAAGUACCUGCACAGUUUGAACCCCAAGGGCCAGUGGAAACAGCUACUGAUAUUCGGAGGUCUGGUGGCCGCCAUCGUGGUGUUCUUAGUAGUGGUGCUGCUAACGUAUAUGGGGGUCAUUGCCCCGUGGAGUGGACGUUUCUAUUCCCUCUGGGACACCGCAUACGCCAAGAUCCACAUUCCGAUCAUAGCGUCCGUAUCGGAACACCAGCCCACCACCUGGUCGUCGUUCUUCUUUGAUCUGCACGUCUUGGUGUGUACCUUCCCGGUGGGACUGUGGUACUGCAUAAAGAAUAUCAAUGAUGAACGUGUGUUUGUGGCUCUAUACGCAAUCAGCGCUGUAUACUUUGCCGGUGUGAUGGUCCGUCUGAUGCUUACUCUGACGCCUGUGGUGUGCGUGUUAGCUGGAAUCUCCUUCUCCAUAAUGCUAGACCUGGUGCUUAGAGAGGACGAGCUACCAAACCAGCAGAUAGAGAAUGAAGACUCCAAAAACUUGUAUGAUAAGGCUGGGAAGCUAAAGAAGCGGACACACGAACCAGCUCCGCCUUCAGACACUGGUUUGGGUAUGAACGUGCGAUCUGGAAUGUUGAUCGAGUUCAUGAUUUUGCUAAUGUUGUUCUCCGUGCAUUGCACUUGGGCGACUUCUAACGCGUACUCCAGCCCUAGUAUCGUGCUCGCUAGUUACGGAAAUGACGGAUCGCGUCGUAUAUUGGACGACUUUAGAGAAGCUUACGGUUGGUUGUCACAAAACACCGCGGAGGACGCGCGUGUCAUGUCGUGGUGGGAUUAUGGUUACCAGAUAGCAGGCAUGGGCAACCGAACAACGUUAGUUGACAACAAUACUUGGAACAAUUCCCACAUUGCUCUAGUGGGCAAAGCAAUGGCGAGCAACGAGAGUGCGGCGUACGAUAUAAUGACCGCUCUAGAUGUGGAUUAUGUGCUGGUGAUCUUUGGAGGAGCCAUCGGGUAUUCAGGAGACGACAUAAAUAAGUUUAUAUGGAUGGUGCGCAUCGCCGAAGGAGAGCAUCCUAAAGAUAUUCAUGAAGCUGACUAUUUCACUGAGAGAGGAGAAUACAGAGUGGACAAUGAAGCUUCGAAGACUAUGUUAAAUUGUCUCAUGUACAAGCUGUCAUACUACAGGUAUGACAGCGGCGGCAGCCCCCCAGGCUACGACCGCACGCGCGGCCAGCUGCCCGGCAACCGCGGGUUCAAGCUCACGUACCUCGAGGAGGCCUACACCACCGAGCACUGGCUCGUCAGGAUAUACAGAGUUAAAAAACCAGACGAGUUCAAUCGUCCGCGCUUGCCGCUAUCAAAGAGGACGGUACAGACUUCUAAUGCAUUAUCAAAGAAGCUUGCGUUAGGAGCGGGACCUAUGGUAUAGUUACUUUGUGCUGUUACUUGACACAUCAAAAAGAAGAAAAGGCCUAUUGAAGAACAAGCCUACGAUUGUGAAGGGAAAGAAGGUGGGUCGCCUGGAGUGACCCCCGACUCACGGCGUUUCAUAUCAGUGGUAAAUAUGCGAGUUUGUACAUUAUACGUACAUUGUAUAAGAGAUUGGAAUGUAUGUGAAGGCUGUGUUAUACAAUUAUGUGUGUGAUAAAGAAACUGGUGAAUGUUAAAAUUUGAGUAUUGAGCUUUGAUUGGUUAAUUUUUUACAGGUGUUGUGUAAAAUAAGCCAAUCACAGAUCUCCAAACUUAGUGACAUUAACUGAUUAUUUAUUUCUGAACGUUUCUACUUCUUUGAGAGAAUUUAAGUAUGUAUUAAAAUACUUGACUUUAUUUUCUUUUUGAGCACAAUGUAGCGUAAUAAUAACCGAUGGAUAACUGAAUAAAAGAAAUUCCAAACAAAACUUGUUCCCAAUGUUAAAAUCCCAUGUUGUAUAACACAGACUAGUUAUUUAAAUCAAUAGUUCGGUUUUGAAAAUGUAUAAUAAUUCCCAUAAAAAACAUCUUAUAGUGAUGGUAAUAAAGUUCAAUUUAGUAGAUAUUUGCGAUAAGUCUUUGCAUGAAAUAUCCUGUUAAAAAGUUAUUGUAAUUGUUUCCUCAAACUAAGUUAACGUAGUUUAGAUAGCUUAAUUUGAAAUAGACAAAUGUUAUUAAAGUGAAUUCUUUGAACAGCUUGAAAUUAAUGGCUUUCCAUCAAUCAGCUGAUUUUUGGAAAGCGUCUCAAAAUUAUUCUAAAGAUGACAAGAAUGAUUCUGCCGUGUAGCAUUAAAUUUUAAAACUAGUUAUGCUAUACCACAAUGCGUUCGCUGUAUCUUCUAAUGAAUUGCAACUUGUGGAAGGAUAAGUGUGAAUGUGUGUCUUGCAAUCGAUGCAUUCUUACCACUGAUUUAAUAAAUAUGAACGACUGACACCAAUUCUGUAUUUAGUCCAUUAGGUAAAAGUUUCUUAAAGUUCGUAGGCGGUUUAGUUGAAUUUUGGUCGAGGUGUUACAUCUAUGGAGGAGCGUGUGAUGUAUUGUAGGACUGAAGUUUGAAUAACGAUAUUGACACUUGUGUUUAUUAUUUUCCCGUUUUGACAGCUCGUCCGCCAAUCAGAGAUUAGGGUGUAACAAUUUAUUUCUUUCUUGUUUGGCUUAGAUACAAGACAGGAAAGCGUCCUAUUUGUCUUUUAUACGUUCACGAUUUUCACUUAUGUUUUAAUGCACUUCAUAAUCUCAAUAAAUUACACUUUUGUAAGAUGAGGGUUUUGUGUUAACACAGAUAAUUUGUUCUUCUUUUAAUAUAUAUUAUUCUUAAGACGUUUAUGCAAUUCUUAAUUAAAUAACAAUAUGCCUACAACACACCACGGCGCACAACCAACUUUUCAUAAAACUUUGUAAUUGCUACGUCCAUUUGUAUAAUAUAAAUUUAUCUAUUAAUAUUAAGCAUUAUUUGUCUCGUUAUCACCCUAUUAUGUAACUAGGAUUUAUAUAAUUUUGUUUGGCCUGUCUCCGUUUUUGAAAUUUUAAGUUGCUUUACAUAGAGCAGUUGGCAUGAAUCUCAAGCCUUUUAAAUCUACUUUUAUCUCUUUGCGUGGUCCCAGUUGCACCAUCAUCUGUUAGUUCUUAACUCGAUAACAGAGAAAGCAUCCCGUCAUACAGCGUAUAUUUUUAUAAAUUUUACUUUCGUUUAUACUGUACGUGUAUCGUCAGCUCGCCUGGAAUAGGGGGUGAGUAACACGCAACUAAAAGACAUUAAUAAGAUUUUUGUAGGGAGUUAAGGAAGGGUUCACUUUUAGUGAGCAAACGCAAGCGCAGCACACUCCGCCCAUGAUUCUGCUCGUAUAACCGGAACGUUAGUAGAGCCAUGGGUGGUGGUCCUUUAUAUUCUCUGUCUUAUAUAUUACGUAUAAUAGCGUUAUACGUACACUGUCAUAUAGGUUACUUCCCACCUUAUGCUACCUCGGGCUAUUUCUAACUGGCAAGAUAAAAGGAUAUGAAAAAAAAAAUUAUCCGAUGUUUGAGUAAUUCGGUGCUUUAGAUUCACGCCGACAAGAAUAAUUUUCAAUACAUAUUUACCAUUAAAGGAGUGUCACAAACAAUUAUUUUCGAAAGUGUUAAAUUAUUUGGAAUACUCGUGAUAAAUUUAAUUUCGAAAGCGGAGAUAGUGUUAACAUUUUUAAAGAAUAUCAUAGUAAUACCUCACUUCAUUUUAGUAAGUACUUACCAUCUUUGUUUCACUAUUAUUCGCUAAUCGGUCAAGUUUGGUAUAAACUAAUAGGGUGUACAAAUAGUCGUUGUCAAAUAAAUGCAAUAUUUUUGUGACUAUUUGUUAUAUAUGUAUUUAAUAUAGACUACCAAAGUUUGGAUACUUGACAAAUGACGUGGAUAUAAGUUUGGUCCGCUGAGAAUGAACUAGAUAUCGCAGAAAUAUCAACAACUUAGUCAAAUGAAACUUCAAAUGAAAUGUGGGUUUGACAUGUCUUAUAGGCGAACUUAGGUAUAUGUGAUUCAAUUAAAUACCUACUGUCAUAUCAUAAAACUAAAAUCGAGCGUAUAUUUUGUUGAACAUUUACCCGUUACAAAAUCACCAUGCAAAUCGAUUUGCAAUAAUGAUGUAUGUAUUUGGCUUAUCGAAAGGGUGCAAAGUCAAUCCUAUGAGCGUGGUUUGUAUUUCCACUGUAGAAUGUUUUGGAAUGUAAAGCGCCGUCUAGUUACAACUCGGCGGACUUAAUAAUUUAAGAAUUUUCUUAUUAAUUCAUACUUUGGAAAAGGUUGGUUAACUGGUAUAUUUAUUUCAAAUAAAAGUUGAUAAAUAGAC